AUGUCGGACGAACAAAUCUCGCUACCCUUCUUCGCCAUUGUCCUGAUUGUGUCGGGGCUGAUAGUGCGGUAUCUUUUCUUUUCGGGGCCGAACCCAGAACGGCCGCCGGUGCGGACCGCAGAGCAGAUGCUCAGAUCAAGAGAGGUGGCAGUACAGAGGAUACAGCAAAUGUUUCCGCAGGUUGAGAGACGGAGCAUCUUGUGGGACCUGCAACGCAACGGCGGGAAUAUCCAGAGCACCACAGAGCGGAUUCUGGCAGGUCGCUUAGAAACGCCUCCUGUGACGUUCCAACCUCCACCGCUGCGAACCCAAUCGCCUCCGACUGGAAGCUCUGGCCCAGCGGCGAAGCAACCCGAGAAGCCGAGCCAGCCCGAUCUAAUUACACGCUACAACCUGAGGGAUAAGGUUGCAGUCUCAGCGGCCGCAGGAGAAGAGGAAGAAGCGCAGAAAGAUGGCAAAGCAUGGAGUUCCAACCGCGAAGAGCGACAGUCUGCGCUGCAGCGAAGAAGAGAUGAGAUGAUUCUGGCGGCGAGACGCAAGAUGGAGGCCAAAAUUGCGGCAGAGAAGGCUGCUCAAGGGUCUUCUUGA
Trichoderma gamsii is the source of this 588-nucleotide messenger RNA. RefSeq lists its product as hypothetical. The transcript has 2 exons. Lineage: Eukaryota; Fungi; Ascomycota; Sordariomycetes; Hypocreales; Hypocreaceae. Gene Ontology annotation, molecular function: ubiquitin binding. Bases 1 to 588 code for a protein of 195 amino acids. The record is from RefSeq and is a predicted model, not a curated record.